Molecule: messenger RNA, 3984 nt
Organism: Chionomys nivalis (European snow vole)
Lineage: Eukaryota; Metazoa; Chordata; Mammalia; Rodentia; Cricetidae
Gene: Mbnl2
Product: muscleblind like splicing regulator 2
Exons: 10
Coding region: 676-1833 (385 amino acids)
Molecular function (GO): metal ion binding
Source: RefSeq, a predicted model, not a curated record
GAAGGGCUGCAGCUCACAGCAACAGAGUUUAGACUGUCUUUGCUUCAUCAUCUGAAGGUAAAAUUUUCCAGCCACAGCCGGCGGCUCGCAGAGUACAAUAAACAGGGACGGACGGAGAACUCUUUGCAUGGACCUCUCUUCCUCAUGAUGCGGUGGAGAAGUCGCGGCCACUCGGUCCUGCCAGAUGCUCUUGGGGUUACUGUACAUGGGGAGAACAAGCAGAGCUAAACAAGAGUUUAAAAAGGACAAAGGAACGGAAAACACCAUCUUGCCCAAAGACGAAGAUCUGAGUGGCGUGUUUUCCAGCAUCCCCCGGAACUGGGAGCAUCAGAACUGAUAUCUUCCCAACGAGCGCCAUUGCAUCAAAGUCACUUUAUCAAGGAGAGGUGUAUCAGCAAAAGAGCCAGGAGGCUAGAAGCCUGGGAGCCAGAGAUGACAGUGAGCACGCUUGGCUUGUGGCUCGCAGUCUUCCAGUGGGGCCUAUUGAUCGGCGAAUGACCGCCUGCUGAUAAGCUGUCUCUUCCCUGUUCCCUGGAUUGGACUUCAUUAAGGAAUUCAUUACUUUCCUUCAGACUUACAUGUGGGAGUUUCCACAGUAGUACUUUGGGGGUCAUUGAGACUUGGAUCGAUUUCAUCAUUUAACAGAAAGGAACAGAAUCGAAAGUCCUUCUCAUCAUGGCCUUGAACGUUGCCCCAGUGAGAGACACCAAGUGGCUGACCCUGGAAGUCUGCAGACAGUACCAGAGAGGAACAUGCUCACGCUCCGACGAAGAAUGCAAAUUCGCUCACCCCCCAAAAAGUUGCCAGGUUGAAAACGGAAGAGUAAUCGCCUGCUUUGAUUCCCUCAAGGGCCGCUGUUCGAGAGAGAACUGCAAGUACCUCCACCCUCCAACACACUUAAAAACUCAACUAGAAAUUAAUGGGAGGAACAAUUUGAUCCAGCAAAAGACCGCAGCAGCGAUGCUUGCCCAGCAGAUGCAAUUUAUGUUUCCAGGAACGCCACUCCAUCCUGUGCCCACUUUUCCUGUAGGUCCCACCAUGGGGACAAAUACAGCUAUUAGCUUUGCUCCUUACUUAGCGCCUGUCACCCCUGGAGUUGGGUUAGUUCCAACAGAGAUUCUACCAACUACACCUGUCAUUGUUCCCGGAAGUCCACCCGUCACUGUCCCGGGCUCAACUGCAACUCAGAAGCUUCUCAGGACUGAUAAACUGGAGGUAUGCAGGGAGUUCCAGCGAGGAAACUGUGCCCGGGGAGAGACAGACUGCCGCUUUGCACACCCGGCAGACAGCACCAUGAUCGACACAAACGACAACACCGUAACCGUUUGUAUGGAUUACAUAAAGGGGCGUUGCAUGAGGGAGAAAUGCAAAUAUUUUCACCCUCCUGCACACUUGCAGGCCAAAAUCAAAGCCGCGCAGCACCAAGCCAACCAGGCCGCGGUGGCCGCCCAGGCAGCCGCGGCCGCGGCCACAGUCAUGACUCAGUCGACUGCCAAAGCACUGAAGCGACCUCUCGAAGCAACUGUAGACCUGGCCUUUCCUCCCGGUGCUCUUCAUCCUUUACCAAAGAGACAAGCUCUGGAAAAGAGCAACGGUGCCAGCACCGUCUUCAACCCCAGCGUCUUGCACUACCAGCAGGCUCUGACCAGUGCGCAGCUGCAGCAGCACGCGGCGUUCAUUCCCACAGGGUCAGUUUUGUGCAUGACACCUGCUACCAGUAUUGUACCCAUGAUGCACAGCGCUACGUCCGCCACUGUCUCUGCAGCAACAACUCCUGCAACAAGUGCCCCCUUCGCAGCAACAGCCACAGCCAAUCAGAUAAUUCUGAAAUAAUCAACAGGAAUGGGAUGGAAUGCCAAGAAUCUGCAUUGAGAAUAGCUAAGCAUUGUUACUGUACAUACUAUCCUGUUUCUUCCUCGAUAGAAUUGCCACAAACUGCAUGCUAAAUUUAGUUCUUCUGGACAGACCACAACCCUAAGGCUAGUUCUGCUAUGUCAUAUAUGAGUAUUAAAUAUGGUAUGCUUAGUAUAUUCCAGCUAAGAUAGUUAACUACCUGAGACCAGCUGCGACGUUCAGAGACAUAAAAGAUGGGGUUUUCUUUUACAGGGUUCUAAGCCUAGUUUCUGUCCUAGGAAUAUUGUCUCAUCUCCGUAACUAUAGCCGAUGCAGAAAGUCCAGCCGAUAUACUCAUUUCGACUCAGAAUAUUUCAAAUUUAGCAAUAAACAGUUAGCAUUAGUUUAAGUACUUAUUCCAAGGGCAGGUUCGAUUCUAACUCCAAGCGCCGUCAUUUCAUUUCCCGACUGGAUCCAAGGGUAUGAUUCACUUCUUGAGGAGACGAGAGCGGCGGCAAAGAUGAGAAGUGAAGUAAAACAGAAAACCUGCCUCGCGGGUCUAAAAUUUGAAUGGCAGUUCAAGCACAAUUGCUGGGGACACAUCAAAGAGUGCGAUUCAGUUUGCCUGGCGAUGCCGCACUGAAUCAUGGGAUUCUAGAGUCACGUUGCUUAGAUUGAAAAAAAAAAAAAAACUUUGCACGGUAUGAGCUUCAUACCCCACCCAACAAAGUCUUGAAGGUAUUAUUUUCCAAGUAUAUUUUUAAAGUUGUUUUAUAAGAGAGACUUUGUAGAAGUGCCUAGAUUUUGCCAGACUUCGUCCAGCUUGACAAGAACGAAAGGCUCACGCCAAUAGUUGAAUCUAAGGGAUUGGUCUUUCAAACUCCACCCCCGACACACACCCGCCCGCCCCCGGUUGCCUGUUACCGAAUAGCUCUUUAUUCUAAAAACCUAGUCCAACAGGGAAGCUGUAGGUGGGGAGGUCUGUAUAAUAUUCCAGUUUAAGUACGUCUCGGUUUAGUCACUGCGGAUACAGACUGUGACUUUAAUCUAAAUUCCUAUGUAAACAGAAGAAGCCGGUAGUCUCACUUAGAGUAUCCAUUACUGUUUUUGCAUUUCAAAAGUUGGACUGAAGGGUUGUAACUAACUACAGCAUGGAAAAACAUAGUUCUUUUAAUUCUUUCACCUUAAAGCAUAUUUUAUGUCUCAAAAGUAUAAAAACUUUAAUACAAGUACAUACAUAUUAUAUAUACACAUACAUAUAUAUACUAUAUAUGGAUGAAACAUAUUUUAAUGUUGUUUACUUUUUUAAAUACUUGGUUGAUCUUCAAGGUAAUAGCGAUACAAUUAAAUUUUGUUCAGAAAGUUUGUUUUAAAGUUUAUUUUAAGCACUAUCGUACCAAAUAUUUCAUAUUUCACAUUUUAUAUGUUGCACAUAGCCUACACAGUACCUACAUAGUUUUUAAAUUAUUGUUUAAGAAAUGAAACAGCUGUUAUAAAUGGAUAUUAUGUGUAAUUGUUUAAAACAUCCAUUUUCUUUGUGGACAUUUUAGUGAUUGAAGUAUUUUGACUUUUGAGAUUGAAUGUAAAAUAUUUUAAAUUUUGGUAUCAUCGCCUGUUCUGAAAACUAGAGGCAUCAACCAUACCAAUUUUUUUUGAUUGAGGAAAAAAAUCUGCAUUUAAUUCAUGUUGGUCAAAGUCUAAUUACUAUUUAUCUUACAUCAUAGAUCUGAUAACUGUAUCAAAAGAGAAAUCACGUUCUGAGUAUAAUCUUGCGUAGUGCUUGUAUGCUGUCUGUUUUAAUUUGUGGAUAGGUAUUGUAUCUAACUUGUAUCACUUCGCUAGUUUUCAUCUUUAUGUAUUAUUGAUAUUUGUAAUUUUCUCAGUUAUAACAAUGUAGUUACGCUACAACUUGCCUAAAACACUCAUACUUAUUUUUUUCUUUGUUUAUUCAUUUAAACUCAUUGAGAAGUUAGUAGACGCUACUAAAAGGUAAAUUAUGGGAAUCACUGAAAUAUUUUUGUAGACUAAUUGUUGUAACUGUCUUUUUUUUCUUUCAUUUCAUGAUUUUUAUUUUAAAAAUUAUUAGCACAUAGCUAUUUUCAGCCCUUUAAUAAUGGAGCAUCAAAAACAUCACCUGUAUCCCCCAGCAAA